GCCCAGGGAGGGCCCCGGGCUGUGCGAUGGGCGCCGAGGCCUUGGGGAGCGGGCCGGCGCUGCGGGAGCUCAUGCGCGAGGCCGAGACCAGCCUGCUCGAGUGCAAGGUGUGUUUUGAGAGGUUCGGCCACAGCCAACAGCGGCGCCCCCGUAACCUGCCCUGCGGCCACGUGGUCUGUCUGGCCUGCGUGACCGCCCUGGCGCACCCUCGGACGCUGGCCCUCGAGUGCCCCUUCUGCCGGCGAGCCUGCCCGGCCAGCGACACCAGCGACUGCCUGCCGGUGCUGAACCUACUGGAGUUACUUCCCGCCCCGGGAACCCAGCGCGCUGCCGCCUCCAUCCCCGGGAACUUCUCCUGCCACCACGCCUUCGGCGGCUGGGGGACUUUGGUCAACCCCACCGGGCUGGCGCAGUGUCCCCAGACGGGGCGGGUCGUGGUGGUGCACGACGGCAGGAGGCGGGUCAGGAUUUUUGACUCUGGGGGAGGAUGCGCUCAUCAGUUUGGAGAGAAGGGGGAUGCUGCUCAGGACAUUAGGUACCCGCUCGAUGUCACCGUCACCAACGACUGCUAUGUGAUUGUCACCGAUGCCGGCGACCGUUCCAUCAAAGUGUUUGAUUUUCUUGGCCAGCUCAAGCUGGUCAUCGGAGGCCAGUUCGCCUUACCUUGGGGUGUGGAGACCACCCCUCAGAAUGGGGUCGUGGUAACUGAUGCAGAAGCAGGUUCUCUGCACCUCCUGGAAGUUGACUUUCCGGAAGGGGUCCUCCGGAGAACCCAGAGGUUGCAAGCUCACCUGUGCAGUCCCCGAGGGGUGGCGGUGUCCUGGCUCACCGGGGCUAUUGCGGUCCUCGAGCGCCCCCUGGCGCUGGGGGCGGGGGCCUGCAGCACUACCGUCAAGGUGUUUAGCGCCAGUAUGCAGCUCCUCCGUCAGGUGGAUACCUUUGGGCUGAGCCUCUUCUUCCCCUCCAAAAUAAUUGCCUCCGCUGUGACCUUCGAUCAGCAGGGUAAUGUGAUUAUUGCAGAUACUUCUAGUCAGGCAGUCCUAAGCUUAGGAAAACCUGAGGAGUUUCCAGUUCUGCAGCCCAUCAUCACCCACGGUCUUUCCCAUCCUGUGGCCCUCACCUUCACCAAGGAGAAUUCUCUUCUUGUGCUGGACAGUGCAUCCCAUUCUGUAAAAGUCUAUAAGGUUGACGAGGGCUGAUGGAGUGAGCGCCUGAACUCGGGGCCUGGAUCAGAAGCCCUGGAAUUGCCACUGAUGAAUGAACUGGUUAACCCUGGAUAAUUCACUGAGUUCACCUCUCCAAUAGGGAGCUUAUAACUGCCUGACAGUCUUGUAAAAGUUGAGGCAAUUAUUAAAGAAGAAGAAUAAAGUUACCAUUGAUUGGGUAUGUACUCCCUGUGCUAAGAAAUAUAUGAAUCUUAGCUUAUUUAAUCCUUACAAAUACCCAGUGUGGUCAUUUCUGUUACAAUUCUCACUUCAGGAGUUAUAAAGGUCACAUUUGUGAGCCCUUCAUCCCCACUCCCAGGUCACAUUUACUUAACGUGAAAGUAACAGUUGAAGGCCCUCCCUGGUGGCGCAGCAGGUUAAAGCACAACACUAAGAAGCUUAAGCCACUUCCUCAUGAGUUUGA
Molecule: messenger RNA, 1629 nt
Organism: Condylura cristata (star-nosed mole)
Lineage: Eukaryota; Metazoa; Chordata; Mammalia; Eulipotyphla; Talpidae
Gene: NHLRC1
Product: NHL repeat containing E3 ubiquitin protein ligase 1
Exons: 1
Coding region: 27-1199 (390 amino acids)
Biological process (GO): negative regulation of translation; proteasome-mediated ubiquitin-dependent protein catabolic process; protein polyubiquitination
Molecular function (GO): translation repressor activity; ubiquitin protein ligase activity; protein binding
Source: RefSeq, a predicted model, not a curated record